Molecule: messenger RNA, 584 nt
Organism: Raphanus sativus (radish)
Lineage: Eukaryota; Viridiplantae; Streptophyta; Magnoliopsida; Brassicales; Brassicaceae
Product: auxin-responsive protein SAUR21
Exons: 1
Coding region: 104-397 (97 amino acids)
Biological process (GO): response to auxin
Source: RefSeq, a predicted model, not a curated record
AUUCUUUCUAUCAUCAUCAACAACAAACAACUUUAAUCUUUUCAUACAUCUCUUCAAAACUUUCAAAAGAAUUAGAACUUUCAAAAACAAAAAAAAAACAGAAAUGGCUUUGGUGAGAAGUGUAUUGGGUGCAAAGAAGAUUCUUCGCCGAUCCGUCUCAGCAGCUUCCACGAGCAAAAGAGCAUCCACGUCAGCACCAAAAGGGUUUCUUGCGGUGUACGUAGGAGAGAGCCAGAAGAAGAGAUAUGUGGUGCCAAUCUCAUACUUGAACCACCCUUCUUUUCAAGCGCUUCUCAGUAAAUCAGAGGAAGAGUUUGGGUAUGAUCAUCCGAUGGGUGGCUUAACGAUCCCUUGUCCCGAAGAUAUCUUCAUCAACGUAACGUCUAGGCUCCAAUAAUGACGAUUAUCCAAUGUUUUCUUGUUCUUGAGUUAGCAGUAGAGGCUUAUUCAUUGUAAAGUAUAGGACAUUUUUUUCAUUUUCUCUCUCCCUUGGAAGAGUUGUUAUACGAUCAUGUCAAAUACAUUUUGGGUCCAAAAAAGAAAGACCACACAAUAAUUGAAAGAAUCAUUUUGAGUGCAUUAAA